AUGGAGGUUCCUACCGCGGAGACAAGCCCGCCCAGGACCCUGAUUGUUGCGAUUGGUACCGUAGCAUCCAGCUGGACUUUGUUUCCGUCUGGCAAGAGUGUCAUCCGAGUUCACCCAUACGAGACCAUGGCGGAAUCAUCAUCAGUCAUCAACGUCGAGUACAAGGGCCGACUGGCCAUCAUCACCAUCAACAAUGAAAAGAAACUCAACGCCCUCAGCCAGAUGCAAUACUACCAUCUGGCUCAACGGCUACGUGAGGUCGCUACCCAUGAUGAGGUCUACAUUACCUUGAUCAUUGGCACUGGCCGUUACUUUUCCGCCGGCGCCGACGUCUCAGUCUCCAAAUCCAACGACGGCAUCCCCCAGCCCGAAGGUCUCUCCACCCAAGACGCCAUCCACAACCACUGGCUCCGCAACUUCGUCGCCAACAACCUCAACAUCACCCAAGCCUUCUACACGCACCCCAAGAUCCUGAUCGUGGGACUCAACGGGCCCGUAAUCGGCCUGUCCGCCGCCCUGGUCUCCUUCGCCGACUUUAUCUACUGCGUGCCCUCCACCUUCUUGCUCACCCCCUUCUCUUCCCUAGGUCUGGUAGCCGAGGGAGGCGCCUCGCGCGGCCUUGUCCAAAGACUCGGUCUGGCCAAGGCUAAUGAAGCGUUGAUCAUGAGCAAGAGGAUUACCAAAGAAGAACUGGUGCAGACGGGGUUUGUGACCAAGUGCUUUGAGGAAGUGGGGAAGGGCGAGACGGACAAGUUUAAGGGGCUGGUGUUGAAGGAGAUUGAGGAGCGGUUGGGAGAUCAUCUUGUGGGUGAUAGUCUUUUGGGGAUCAAGAGCUUGAUUAGAAGGCCCGAGAGAGACGUGUAUGAUGGGCAGAAUGUGGCGGAGGUUAUGGCUGGAUUGGAUCGGUUUGUUAGUGGAGUGCCGCAGGGCGAGUUUGAGAAGAUUGCGAGCGGGAAGAAGAGACAUAAGCUUUAA
Molecule: messenger RNA, 975 nt
Organism: Sordaria macrospora k-hell
Lineage: Eukaryota; Fungi; Ascomycota; Sordariomycetes; Sordariales; Sordariaceae
Biological process (GO): fatty acid beta-oxidation
Cellular component (GO): peroxisomal matrix
Source: RefSeq, a predicted model, not a curated record